GCCUGGACAUCUGAUAUACUAGUAUAUAUGGCUCUAUGCCAGGGCUUCCUCUAUGGACCGCUAACAUCAAUUGACAGUGACAUUGCGGCGCAGCUAACGCAUCUUUCUUGUUCCCCAUCCGCAUCUCCAUCCCGCCCCAAAGCGCGGGCUUCGCUCGCCUUGGCCCCCGCUUCGUGCUCUAUGCCGAUGGAUACUAUGUAGCCCCAUGGCUUUUGGCACCACAACGGAAACGGAACACUGUUUACCUGAAACAGCAGCAAACACACACGAGACACAGACAGAGACGUAGAGAGAGAAAGAGAGAAAUAGCGAGGGCAUUGGGAGAGUUGGCGCUCGCUGGCUCGUUUCCAUCGUUUCUGGCAGUGGCGGCGGCAACGGCAGCGCUUUUGGCAUCCCAGCACGCGCUCCACUGGCCAGUUCUCGUCUGAAAAUCAUCGCGUACGGGCACGAAAAGAAUCUGAAGCGCAAAGUUAACGACCUACCUCCGACAGCACCAAAACCAAACCAAACAGCAACAGAAACAGCCCAUAAACCAACACAGAAAGUACAAAAUCAAAUCAAAAGCAAAAGCAAUCAACAUGAUUAAGGCGAGAGAUUCGACGUGGCUGUUGCUCAUUUGUCUGUUAAUUGGACAAUUUUAUGUUCUCUGUCAUGGCUCGCCCAUUGAGGAGGAAACAGACUACCAGGGCGAUGACUACGACUAUGGCGAUACGGAUGGUGACGAUGGUGAUAAUUUAGAAGGAGCAGAUCCCCCCGAGAACCAAGAUCUGUCCGGUUCACCGCCAUACUUUGACCAAACCGAACUGAGGAUCGAGGCCAAACCGGGCGAUGAUGUGAUCCUCAAUUGUGAUGCACGCAAUUUCCAGAUCAACAACGCGGUGAUGUGGUACAAGGGCACGACGAUCAUUGCGAAUGGCCAGAAUUCGGUCAGCAACCGCGUGGAGGGCAUGAAGAACAACUCGAUCCUGUUGAGGGGUGUCACGUCUCACGACUCAGGCGAAUAUAAUUGUGCCAUACUUCCGCAGAACGUUCGACAGAUAACGACACUGAGGGUGGGCGCCCGGCUGUCGAUCCUCUGCGACGAUCGCGAUGUUACGGAUCGCUCGCAGACGUUCAGGCAGGGCGACCACCACAAGCUCGAGUGUCGAACGUACCUGUCCGCAGAGACCAGCAUCAAGUGGUCGUUUAAUGGUCAGCGCGUGGAGUCAUCCCCCGAGGACACGGCCGAUGGGAUCAUUGUGCUGGACAACGUAGACGAGAUGAACGCAGGCGUGUAUCAGUGCCUCGGCGACGAUGGGAGCCGCGAUCCCCCUCACGGCAUGGUCACCAUCGAUGUCCACUAUAGCCCUAAGGUCUCCACGCACCGGCACCACGUGAACACGGAGCAUGGCGGCACUGCCGAGAUGUACUGCAAUUAUCGCGCCAAUCCUAUUGCCAUCAGCUUCUUCAUCAAGGAUGGCAAGACGCUGCAGCUGUCCGAGAAGUAUUCGAUCAAGAACUCCUUCCACAACGGCCACAAUCGUACCACACUAAUUGUCAAGGAUGUCGAUGUCGGCGACCUGGGCGAGUAUCUGUGCCACGUGGAGAACGCCAUUGGCUCAAACGAGGCAAAGAUCCACCUCAGCUAUGACCCGGAGACGCCGCAAUUCGAGGACAUGACCAUCGACGGCACUAAGGUCACCAUGCACUGGCUGGUGCGCAGUCUACAGCCUCUGUCCGAGGCCAUGCUCGACUACAAGCUGACAGGGUCGUACACUUGGAGCACUGUUUCGGUUCUGCAAACGCAGCGACAUAAUCAGACGGGAGGCAUCUGGAAGAUCACGCAUCAGCUGGAUCUGCCGGCACGAGGCCUUUGGCAUGCCCGCGUCAAGACGAGGAACACCCAGGGCUGGUCCAACUUCUCGCCAGAUCAUGAUUUCCGCCUAGCGGACGAUGACGCAUCCAAUGAGCUUAUCGAUAUGAAUCUUCCACCAGACCAGAUCAUGCGCGCCGGCAUCGGGGGCUCAGUGGGAGGUGGAGCAGCAUCAGCGUUACAGCAGUUGCCUGCUGGCUCGUUCUUCUUGGCAGGUCUCAGCGUGCUCUGGCUGCGGCUGCGGCUCUAAGGGGUGCCGCCACUCUGGGCCAUCCGGUGGACUGUACAUACGUAUUUCCGGAUCACUUAGCUGGCGAAAGCAGCGAAAGAAACCAGCAUACACACACACACACGCACACACGAAACGCAAAUAGGAAAAGAAACUAAAGUAUUCUAAUUAUACAAAAUGCUAAUGCGCGCUGAUCCACCAUUGCUUGGGGUCAAUGUUAAUGCUAAUCCCCAUAUUAUAAUGCACGCUGGAGCGAUCGCCACUGAAACAUUUGUGCCAAGCAGAGGAUGGAAUCAAAAAUGGGAGGACUACGAGCGAAUUAAAGUUAAUUUAGUUUAGUUAAAGUAAAAAUGUAUACAGUGGAUGGGAAGUGGAUGUGAAUGUGGAUAUGGAUAAGGAAAGAAAUCUGCGACGAUCGGUUAAAAACCGCCCAAAAAGGAUUAACUUUGGAUUAACCUUAGCUGUAAUAUUUAUUUGUUUUGUAUGUUGUACGAGUAUGCAUGUGAGUAGUGGCAGUGAGGACGAGAGGGAGAAACUUCCUUGUUACCUGAAUCCGAACCGUAAAACGAAUAUAAAACGAAAGCCCACUUUUUGGGGAGCGCUCACGCUGGUAUAGAUGUACGGUGUGUACCUCUUCCAUGGAUCUAGUCCAGUGUGAGCAGGUCGUCCCUUCCCAGGCGGUGGGUCAUAGUGUAGAUCAAAAAUGGGUAAAGAUCUAGUGAAUUUUUAGGAUUUGCCAUAUGUACACACAAUAUUUUUGGAUAGCCAAGCGUACUUACAGCAUUUUUGAGAGCGAAUCAGUGGGUGACGGGUGACCGGAGGUCUAGAAGGAGAACGAAAAAGGGAGGCAGGGAGGCGGGUAGAGAUCUAUCGAAUGGCACGCGAAUUAUUAUAUAAACUAGACCAAAGCUUAGACAUACAUAUGUGUACCUACCAUACCCAUAUAUGUAUAUGAUACCUAUUUUUACGAAACCUACGCCACAUCAACUCAAUGGGAACCAGAAGAAACGAUACGAACAUUACACAUCAGACAAAGGGAUGCGUAUGUACUUAUACUUAAGAGAUACUGAACAAAUCGAUGAGAGCUAAACAGCCAUACAUAUAAUUAUUCAUAAUCAGGCCUCAAUCAACAAACAAAACACCUUUGUCUUUGAUUCUGCUACAAUACCUGAGGGGAAAUCGCCAUAACAUGCUGACCAUGUACACUAUAUAGUACGUGCGUAUCUAUAAUCAAAUUGUGAGUGUAAGAAUAUAUUUUAUAUAUAUUUUAUUUAAGAAUUAUAACAUUAAAGCUGAUCAAUAAACGUGCCAACUGAAGCAAUCAAGCGAAAUUGAUUCUUCCCAGAAAUCAAUCAAAAGAAAGUUCCAUAAACAAAGUUUUGAAAAACAGAACCUGAUUUCGACAGCCGACCUUUAAGCAUAUAUGUAUACAGAAUCAUAUAUACUUACAAAUAUAUAUAUAUACAAUACAUACAUGUGUAUAUCAAAAAGCCAGUGUCUUACAUGGAUAUUGUAAUUUCGUUGAAUCCACAAAAAAGAGAAAUGAAAUAUAACUAAACUAAACAAA
This is a messenger RNA of Drosophila pseudoobscura, 3648 nucleotides long. RefSeq names its product protein amalgam. The coding region runs from base 579 to 2102 and encodes 507 amino acids. NCBI's taxonomy places the organism in Eukaryota, Metazoa, Arthropoda, Insecta, Diptera, Drosophilidae. Gene Ontology annotation, biological process: clathrin-dependent endocytosis of virus by host cell. The record is from RefSeq and is a predicted model, not a curated record. Gene Ontology annotation, molecular function: virion binding. The transcript has 7 exons. Gene Ontology annotation, cellular component: late endosome; plasma membrane; early endosome.